CAAGAUAAACAGCAGCUUCAAGAAACUGUUAAGCGGAAACUUGAAGGAGCCCGUUCACCACUGAAUGGAGACCUGCAAAAUGGAGUUUCUGACAGCAGCUUCUCUCCGACCAGUAAGAGAGUCCGAAAAGAGGGACCUGGGAUAGAGCAGAGCAACAGUCUGCCCAAUAACAUCCCCAUACCUUCAGUCUCUCCUCUGCAUCAAAUUGACAUUAAACCAACUUUUCCCAGACCGACCAGUGGAAAUAAUUCAACGGGAAUGGACGACCUAAACAAAGAAGGUCGACAUCCCAGAGUGAACCUACAGGUCAAUGGCACCAGAGAUGAUGAUGACUUUAACCUGAUUUUAACCAAGGAUCUUAAGCAAGAGCCGCUGGAUGACCCAACGGGUAUGGACUCAUCGGACGCUUCCCUUGUCCAUCAGAAUAAACUGUUCUCGGACAUUAAUCUCAACGAACAGGAGUGGCAAGAGUUAAUUGAUGAACUGACGAGCACAGUCCCAGAAGAUGACAUGCACGAUCUGUUCAAUGAAGAUUUCGAUGAAAAGAAAGAGAUUGAGGUUAUCAGACCCACUGCACAAACCCCAGUGCCACAAGAUAACACAAAUAUAAAGUCUGAGAUGUGUCCAUCUCCUUUUAACCAGAUGUCGAUGGGAUCUCCUCAGGUGAGACCAUCUUCUUCAGGUCCUCCCUUUUCCAACGUCUCUACGGUCUCUAACGUCUCGUCUGUAUCAAGCAUUUCAUCACUUUCUGCUCCGGCCACCUCACCAGUGACCUCUGCAAGCCAAUCCCAGCAGCAAACCCCCAAUCAAACCCCAGCACACGCAAGACCUGGAAGUGGCUUUCUGAUGACGACAUCUUCUGGGUCAGGGUCAGGCCAGGGGCCAGGACCGGGACCUGUACCGGGAUCUGGUCCAGGACCUCUGCCGCCAUCCGGUUCUGAUCUGUCUCGAGCUGAACAGUUAAAGCAAAUGGCAGUGCAGCAGCAGCAAAGAGCUAUGUUGCUGCAGCAAAAGCACCAACACACUCAGCAACAGCACCAGCAGAAUCAGACACCGAGCUGGUCACCCGCAGCUCCACCACACAGUCCCUUUGGAGGACCCUUUAAUCCAGACAAACCAAAUAGCCCAAUGAUGUACCCACAGGCCUUUAAUAACCAAAAGCCUAUGGUGCCUACUAUGACAAGCAACCCUCAGAAGGCCAUGAAUAACUACCUCUCACAAAACCACAUGAGCAUGAUGAAUCAACAGCCAAAUAGCAUGGGGCAGAACUCUGUGAACAAACAGGCCAUGCUUUCGUAUGCUAACACUAAACCACUGUCUCAUUAUAAUAUUGAGCCUGUGGGCCAGAGAAUGACCCCGCCGAUGGUUAGUCAGAACAAAACUCCUAUGAUGCCCUACUUGCAGCAACAGCAGCCACAUAUUCAACCUCAGGCUCCUCAUAUUAGUGAGGAACAGAAGCGCCUGCUGUUAAUGAAGCAGAAAGGACUACUGCCCCAGACAAUACCUUAUGGAACACUGCCAAGCCAUGGUCCGGAUCAGAAUCCAGUGGGUCUUUCUCGGCCACCGGGAUCCAUCCAGGCCUCUGUCCCAGGGCCUGGCACUGGGGGCCCAGUCCCUGGCUCCAUGACGGGGAGCCCCGCGUACCUGGGAAACCAGCAGCAAGUGGUCAUGAUGAAGCAGCUAUUAAUGGAGCAGGAGAAACAGAGAGUCCACCAGCUCCAUCUGAUGGAACAGCAGAAGCAGCAGCUCUUCAGGGAACAGAGGCAGCAGCAGUUACUGGCGGAGCAGCAGCAACUACAGCAGCAGCAGCAUGACCAGAUGCAACAGCACCUCCCCAGACCACAUCCGCAGUGCAAGGAUCAGCAGAGGAAUCCAUAUCCUGUUCAGCAGGUCAGCCAGUUCCAAGUUUCAGGUUCGGCCCAGGAGUUGGCAGCUGCUCGGAACCAGGUCCUCCAGAACGUGAGGAGUCCCAGAAUGAUGGCGCAAAAUCCGAGCAUGAUGCAAAUGGCGCAGGUCCAGAACUCUGGAACGAUACCUGCCACCGGAGGCCAGACGGAGAUCAGCAUGGUGCAGUACAGCAGCGGCCAGAGCAACCAGCAAGGAAUGUACAGUAUGAGCCCGGGCAUGAACCAAAUUCUUCAGCAUUCAAACCAAAGCAAUGCGAGCAUGGCACGUAAUGCUAGCCAGAUGCAGAGACAGCCUAUUGCUGGACAAGGGGUUGGAAUGGUAGCUGGUUAUGGACAAAACCUAGUUGGAAACCAUGUCUUAGUCCAACAGCAAGUGAAAGGACCUGUAGGGCAGUCAUUGCCUAAGGCUCAAGUACAAAGACUUCAUCUUAUGGGAAGCUCUGGUGCUCAACCAGCUCAAAGUUGGCAGCAACAAAGUUUGCAGGGUUUGCCCAACAGAACUCAGGCUAACAGCGAGAUGGGACCAUUCAACAAGUCAUCUUAUGCAUUGCAACCUGGUCAACCUAAGAUGGCCAAACAACACUUUGUCCAAGCAAUGGGUCAGCCAGGUCUUGAGGCUGCUGGGACAGUCGGGGGGCAAAUGAUGCCUCAUUUUGCAGGGCAGCCAAGGACCAACCAGCCAAGACAAAUAAUCAUGUCUGGCAUGACCCAGACAAUCCACAACAUGGGUGGUUUUAACCAGGGCACCACAGCUCAACAGUUGACAGCCGGUUGCUACGCACAAAGCAAUCCGAGUCAAGGGUACCACACGAGAAACGCCAACCAGGACUUGUCUUUCAAUUACAUCAGCCAGUCUGCUGCUGGUUCCUUCUCCAGUUUAUCAGACAGCGUAGACCUGAUGGACUCUUUAAUCAAAGGUGGAUCAACGGAGGGUUGGAUGCAAGAGUUCGAUGAGAUAUUUGGUAACCAACCGUGAAUGGGUUCGGACGAAUUUUUAAUUAUUAAAAAAAAGCUGUUAAAUUAAAGGCUUCCUCUAAAUAAAAAAAAAUGUUUAGGGACCAAGUAAAGUAGGUCUAGUUUUGUAGUUGCACUGCUGUCGCAUUAAGGUGCUGAUGUACAUGUAGACGUGAAAUAAACUGUAAUGGUUUAAUGUAAAUAGAUUUUUAUAAGUCCAGAUAUAAGGCUUACCAUUGGGUCUACUUCCUGUAAAGAAUGGCUCUUUGUUUAACGAAACAUUGAAGUAUUUUUAUUUCAUUUUAUGGUUUUAAAUUCAUCAAUGAAGCAAUGAUAUUGCACCUUCAGACAAUGUCUUACUAAUUAUUUGUACUGUAAACUCUAAAUGAACAUGUUCAUUGAAGACAAUUUUUUUCUAGAUUUCAUUUUUACUCUGUACCUUAAGCAGUGCUUGGAAACUGAGCUCAGUUCUUUUUAAAAAAAAACCUGUACAGAAUUCUCAACUGUGUAAAAGUGUGGCAUCGAAUUAAUUACAGUUUUUGAAAACAAAAAAGAAUGUUAUGUCAAUGAACCAUGAGAUCUUAUUAAAAAAGAAUUUUAA
Callorhinchus milii (elephant shark) is the source of this 3462-nucleotide messenger RNA. RefSeq names its product mastermind-like transcriptional coactivator 3 (gene maml3). The record is from RefSeq and is a predicted model, not a curated record. The transcript has 5 exons. Gene Ontology annotation, cellular component: nucleoplasm. Gene Ontology annotation, biological process: positive regulation of transcription of Notch receptor target. Gene Ontology annotation, molecular function: transcription coactivator activity. NCBI's taxonomy places the organism in Eukaryota, Metazoa, Chordata, Chondrichthyes, Chimaeriformes, Callorhinchidae. Bases 259 to 2883 code for a protein of 874 amino acids.